AUGACGCUAAUAAAGAUGUUUGCAGCUAGACAAGCCAUAGGAAGAUUUGCAUUGAUACAGAACAGAAACUUUCAUGCUACGCCGAUGAGAUGUUAUAAAAAAUGGAAUGAACUAAAGAAGGAUGAUAAGCAGGAGUUCAUCAAGAAUUUCGUUCUUUUGUACAAAGAAAAGCAUCCAUGCAGUAAGAGUAACGUAAUGUACAGGGCGUUGGCCAGUGAAAUGGAUGAAUACGAUGAUACCCCAUACGUAUUUGGUGUUUUGUACAAUGAGAUUAGGGCUGUUGAAAAAGGCGAAUCUACUGAUAACGAGAAAGGUGUAGGUGCGAUGGGGGAUGCAGAUUUUGUAAAACUAUUGUACAAGUAG
Messenger RNA from Kluyveromyces lactis, 363 nucleotides. RefSeq lists its product as uncharacterized. NCBI's taxonomy places the organism in Eukaryota, Fungi, Ascomycota, Saccharomycetes, Saccharomycetales, Saccharomycetaceae. The transcript has a single exon. The record is from RefSeq and is a predicted model, not a curated record. The coding region runs from base 1 to 363 and encodes 120 amino acids.